AUGAAUUCACCAUUAUCAUCCGUUCAAGAUUCCAAUCUUAACAUUCAAUCAUCAGCCACCUCUGAGCAGUACGAUAACUUCGACGUACAAGCAGUCUCCGUACAUACUGAUACACAAAGCGAACCCCAUCGAGGCUCUUCCCCGUUUGUAUCAGCUAUCAACGACUCUGCGCUUUCCGAUCAGGAGAACCGCUCUCCUUCAAAGUCACGACACUCUAGAAUUCUUUCAGGAGCGACUCUGUCACCGCUUAGAAUUCUUACCGACCAGCAAGAGGGGAGGGACGGAAGACCGACUGAUAGAACCCACGGUCCCCGUAGCCCUCGAAAGGUGUCUCCCGAGAAACGGUUUCCUGUUAAAAUCAGUAACUCCCUCGACUCACCACGCACCUCCCGCAAGAACACGAUGAGCUUGGAGGACGCCGUUCAACAGAACGAGGGUCUCAAGCAAGCAAUUGAUAUCUUUGAAGACGAACAAAGUGUGCUGGAAGACGGCCGAGACGCCAUGGACGUUUCUGCUGGCACCAUCAACAUGAACCCUGAAGGGGAGAUGGAGGUCGACGAGUCCCUAUUUCCAGACGAAUCGAUGGUCAGCACAUUUAGCACAUUCUCAGCGGUUCCAAAUCUGACCAUGUUUGCCAAACUGGGCCAGAGCCCUACCAAGCUGUCCGACAUGGGCGGUCUCACCCCUCGAGCCAAAACAAAGGCCGAUCCUUCACCAUCAAGAGCGCCACAAGCCAGAGCAGGACACGACUCAGGAAAUACAACAAGCCUGUUGGACUUUACAGAGCAGCUCCGCUUCCCUCAAAAGACACCAUCAAGGGGUGCUCUGUCUCCGUCCCGAACUGCUCCCAACGUGGCCGCAACUCCUUCUCGUGGCUUUUCCAACCUCAUUGACUUUGAUAUCCCUCCUAUGCCCACACCCCGCAGCAUCCCUAGCAUUACUGCCCGGGAACUUGAAUCCCUCAAGUCAAACUUCUUGUCUGAGAUCAGCUCACUCAAGGCUUCGUUGAGUGGAAAAGAGGCCGAGGUGCAAUCACUCAAGGCUGCGGUUGGUGAUGCAGAGAAGCGUGUGGGUGAGUCUCAGGAGCAGCUUCGCGAGGAACAGACCAUCAAGGAGCAGCUCACAGCUGAGAAGGAUGGAUGGGAAAACCGCGGGCGUGAGAUGGAGAGCGUAUUGCGCAAAGUCAGAGAAGAGAUCGUGGAGAGCCAAAGGGAGCAGGAAGAGCUAGAGCAGAAGCUAGAGGAGAGUGAGAAAAGGCGCGAAGCAGCCGAGAUGUUGCACCAGGAAGCGGAGAGCAAGAUCGCUGGGAUGCGCGCUGGAAAGGACACAGAGAAGUCAUCACCUGAAAAGCCCAAGAACACACCAGACGUCAACCACGAAGUCGAGAUCGCUGUUGAGCGUGUGGCUAGGGAGCUCCACGCGCUGUACAAGAGCAAACACGAGUCCAAGGUCACUGCUCUGAAGAAGUCAUACGAAACCCGAUGGGAGAAGCGUGUGCAAGGGCUCCAAAACAAGAUGGAGGAGCUUACCGAGGAGAACGAGCGUCUACGGGCCAGCCAGGAGGAUGUCAACAUGACCAAGAUCGACAGUGCUGAAGCCGAAGAACGCAAGGCACAAGCAGUGCGGGACAGUGCAGCAAUCAAGGAGCUCAAUGCCGACAUCCAACGGCUUGAGGCCGUUGUACACACGGUACAGCUUGACAACGAGUCGCUUCGCAGCAUGCUUGAGCGGGAACGUGUGGAGAAGGGCGAGCUUGUGCAGCUCGCAGAGGAGAUGAUGAGUAUGCAGAGUUUUGUUGCUCAAACACCCAAGCGUGAGCCUCAGCAACAACUACAACGCCCUCAAUCCGUGUCCCGCCAGCCAUACGAGAAGCAGCAUGAAAGAGAGCCAGAGGCUAAAACACCUAAGCGAAGCGCGGAUCACUUCAGAAGUAGCGUCAGCCGUGUUUCUGGACUUCGUGCACCUGGCUCAGCACUCCGAGCACCUCAUGAGCGGAACAAGAGCGCCGGUGGAUUGCCUCGCCCUGGCGGUGCCCGCAGCGGCAUUAUGAGCUCCAUCGAAAAGAUGGGCAACCACCGGGGACGAGCUGGCGAGUAA
This is a messenger RNA of Fusarium pseudograminearum CS3096, 2097 nucleotides long. RefSeq lists its product as uncharacterized. Gene Ontology annotation, cellular component: cytoplasm. The record is from RefSeq and is a predicted model, not a curated record. The transcript has a single exon. NCBI's taxonomy places the organism in Eukaryota, Fungi, Ascomycota, Sordariomycetes, Hypocreales, Nectriaceae. The coding region runs from base 1 to 2097 and encodes 698 amino acids. Gene Ontology annotation, biological process: cell population proliferation; mitotic spindle organization.